Molecule: messenger RNA, 1473 nt
Organism: Odontomachus brunneus
Lineage: Eukaryota; Metazoa; Arthropoda; Insecta; Hymenoptera; Formicidae
Exons: 4
Coding region: 207-896 (229 amino acids)
Source: RefSeq, a predicted model, not a curated record
GUUCAACGGAGACGAACUACGUUUAUAUACAACUAUUUGUUAUUUUAUACUGAUAAUUUUAAACAACAAAUUUCUGUGAACAAAAGUGCAUCUUAAAACUGAAAACUUUUCUCCGUUUUUGUGUUUAUAUAUUUUAGAAACUUUGUUUUAGAAGUUUAUAUAUUUUUUAAACUUUUAAACUUUUACACUGUGUAUCAGAAGAAAUAAUGUUGAAGAUUUUAAUGGUUCUAUCGGUGAGUUGCUGCUUGGAUUUAUCGAGCGCUCGUCCAGCGGAAGAAUCCACGAGAUUCAGCCUCUAUACCAUAAAAAAUGACAACAAGAACAUUUUGUCUUCAACAUUGGAGCAAGGAAAGGAAUUGUUAGGACGCAUCGUUGAUGCAACAAGAAUCGGCAGGGGGAGAUUAGUCAAUUCGAUAGUACUGAUCAGAAACGUCAUCGCCGAUCAAGCGGAGCAACUAUCCAAAAAAGCUUCGAGCAACCUCACCGCGACAGUUACAACAUCUGACAAGCCUAAUCGAAGCCGCAGAUCUUUGACAUCGAUCCAAACCACUACGCCCAUCGUUUUGUUCCCACCAGUGCAACGAGAAACAGUUCGUUUAGAAAAUAAUACGGCGCAGGCAAUUUUGGAGAAGCCAACGCCCGACAACGCCCGACAACUGCUGAAUAGUUUUUUAAAUCCCACGCCGAUCGUCGAUGGAAUCAAGGAAGAAGACAAAUACGGCAAUACGGGCGAUAAGUUCAUCGGAGUUGGCAGAGCGAUUGUCAACGCUUAUGAAAAUUUAAGCAACUUCUUAAACACAGUGGUGGAUUUACCUGUCCAUGCUGUCAAGCAGACAUCUAGAGGAAUAACGGAGACGUUAAAUCAAAUAGGAGCACGACUCAUCGGACUUCAAUAAUGGAUAUGGAGAGAGACUUUCAUCAAAAUCAAAGUUAUCAAAAUUAAAGUUAUUGACAAUUCACUCAGACAAUAAAGUUGCUAACAUGAGAAAUAAAAUAAUGUAUUAUUAAAGUUAAGUAAAAAAAUUCUUUGUGUGCGAGUGUUCUCUUAUUAAAACUUAUUAUUUAAAAUUAUUAUUAACCAAAUAUUAACUGUUCUAUUUUAUUAACAUAUACAAAGAUCAUUAACUUCUUUAUUGAUAAACGACAAAUUACAUAACUCUAGACAAUUCUGUCGAUUAAUUAUCAAUUAAUUUAAUCAAAAUUCUAACGGAAGAUACGCAGAAUGUACAUAAAGACGAAUUAUAUCGUACAGAAUAUUUGUCUGUUUUGACAUAUAACAAUGCAGAUACGUGUUGCAUUUUUGUUGCUGAUCUUCAACGGGAGUGUUUUUGGAAAAGCAGCCUGGAAUGAGGUAUUAUUACGCUGAACAUUGAUACAUUUUAUUAGUUUUAAUAGUUUUGACUUUACUAUGUAUAAUUCUUCUAUAAUAGUAUAGUAUCCUUAGUAAAAAUAUUCUAACUGAAAAUGUGUAAU